Oryzias melastigma (Indian medaka) is the source of this 1636-nucleotide messenger RNA. It is a transcript of the gene spg21, whose product is annotated as SPG21 abhydrolase domain containing, maspardin. The transcript has 9 exons. Gene Ontology annotation, cellular component: cytosol; trans-Golgi network transport vesicle. Gene Ontology annotation, molecular function: CD4 receptor binding. The coding region runs from base 323 to 1246 and encodes 307 amino acids. The record is from RefSeq and is a predicted model, not a curated record. Lineage: Eukaryota; Metazoa; Chordata; Actinopteri; Beloniformes; Adrianichthyidae.
GAAUUUACUUAAAAGAAUAACAUUGAGUCUAGAAUUAUUUAUGAUGAGAAGUUGAAAAUGUUUUUACUAAAAAAAAAAAAAAAAUGUCCAAGACCGCCUUUUUGAGAAAUACACAAUAAACCAAAGCGUUUUUCUCUUCGUCGGAGAAGUCCGAGGGACCGUGAAAGCAGCGCGCGGCAGGAUAUUUGCGGAAGUGGGUGAGCGGACCAUCACAUGACCGAGCAGCAGCCGCUCCGAGCGUUCCCCGACAUGGACAAACGUCUCCGGACACGGUGACCCCUCACCGAGCGGCGGCGCGGGCUCCGACGCGGGAACGUCCACGAUGGAGGAGAUCAAAGUGUCUCCAGACUACAACUGGUUCCGAAGCACCGUGCCCCUCCGGAGGAUCAUCGUGGAUGAUGACGACAGUAAGGUGUGGUCUCUGUACGACGCCGGCCCGAAGAACGUGCGCUGUCCCAUCAUCUUCCUCCCGCCGGUCAGCGGGACGGCGGAGGUGUUCUUCCAGCAGGUUCUGGCGCUGACGGGAUGGGGGUACCGAGUCAUUUCACUGCAGUACCCGGUCUACUGGGACCUGAUGGAGUUCUGCGACGGUUUCAGGAAGCUGCUGGACCACCUGCAGCUGGAUAAGGUCCACCUGUUCGGCGCCUCGCUGGGCGGGUUCCUCGCCCAGAAGUUUGCGGAGUACACCCACAAGUCCCCCAGAGUGCACUCGCUGAUCCUGUGCAACUCCUUCAGCGACACCUCCAUCUUCAACCAGACCUGGACGGCCAACAGCUUCUGGCUCAUGCCGGCCUUCCUGCUGAAGAAGAUCGUUCUGGGGAACUUCGCCAGAGGACCUAUGGACCCCAAGAUGGCCGACGCCAUCGACUUCAUGGUGGACCGACUGGAGAGUCUGAACCAAAGCGAGCUAGCGUCGCGGCUAACGCUCAACUGUCAGAACUCGUACGUGGAACCGCACAAAAUCAAAGAUGUGGCGGUGACCAUCAUAGAUGUGUUUGAUCAGAGCGCUCUGUCGCUGGAGGCCAAAGAGGAGAUGUACAAGCUCUAUCCCAACGCCAGGAGAGCUCACCUGAAGACCGGAGGGAACUUCCCGUACCUGUGCCGGAGCGCCGAGGUCAACCUCUACAUACAGAUUCACCUGCGGCAGUUCCACGGGACGCGAUUCGCCGCCAUCAGUCCUGACAUGAUCAACGCAGAAGAGCUGGAGGUCCACGCCAGCCGCCAGGACUCUGACGACGACCAAUGAGGCGCUGCGCCUCCUCGAAGCUCCGCCUUCCACCAGGAGCUUCCUGAACAGAAGAUAUUUUUACUGGACAGAAAAUAUUUUCAUACUUGCAGAAACUUUGCUCACAAACACUCUACACUUUGCCUUACGAGAACUCAACCGCGGCGGGCCAGAACCAGAACCGCGGCGGGCCAGCACCAGAACCGCGGCGGGCCUGAACCGCCUGAAUUACAGUGUUCAGGAGGCGCCGGGACGAUUCUUCUUCUUCUCUUUAUUUUGAUCUUCAUGUUUUAUUUUCCAUCUGGGCUCCAGACUGAACCAGAACUUCUCAGCUGCUUCCUGGACGACAUCAUUUCUGAGGUUUUAUUUAUGUGAUCAUUGUUGUAAUAAAUCAUCGAUUGUUCUGCGGUC